AUGACAGAACCUUCCAGUGUUUUUGAAGGUGUUCCAGCUGUUGGUCAUGAAGUUGAGAAUCUUUCUGUUGUGUUUUCCGCUUGUAAUUCGUCCUCUGGGACGAAUAAACGGUCAGCUACUGAAGUGUUUGAAGGAGACAGUAUCGAAGACUUAAACGACACGAAAACGACGUUAGAUGACGUUUCAGUGCCUCGUGUACCCAAAAAAAGUAAAUUAAUUGACGAGGAGCUACCAGAUGUGGACGAUAAUGAAGAAUUUCCGAUGCAAACGGAAGAAAUGGACGAAAAUUUGGCUCUUAGCUUGGAAAAUGGGGAAAAUGACUUAAAUGUGGACGACGAGGCCCUUCUUUUAGCAAGUAGUAGUCAUAAUAUUAGGGAUAAAGACCGUUAUGUAGCUACUGAAAAAGAUGAAGAAGGAUUCGCACUUGUAAAAGAAGAAAAAGAAGAAGAAGAAGAAGAAGAAGAAGAAGAAGAAGAAGAAGAGAAGAGUGAUUUUUCGACGUUGAUAAACAAUGAAAUUGAUAUUGUAGACGUUGAAGAUGAAGAUGAAGAAGAAGAAGCUGAAGAUUAUGAAGAACAAUUUAGUGAAGAAGAAGAAGAAGAAAAAGCGACGAUGCGAGCUGUUGCACGGGCUCAGAAUCAGAAAGAAGCUCGAGACUUGUUAUUGCAAUUGGAUGAUUCGACGCGCAGUAAAUUGUGUUUAACAGCAAUGGAAAAAUAUGGAGAAGAGCUUUUUUAUGGACAUGAAGAUGCACGAGAUGCCAUUUUAGUCGAUGCCUGUGCUCAAGAUUCAAUUUUGUCGUUAAUGCGAGAUGCAAUUCGAGUCAAGGAUUUGUACUUGAGAGGAUCAUCAGCAGCAGCACCUUUGGAAUUGGAUGAUGACGAGGAAGAGGAGGACGAGAACGAGGACGAAGGAGAGGGAGAAGAUGAAAUUGGAGGUUAUGAAGAUGAAGAUGAAAUUGGAGGUUAUGAAGAUGAGGAAGAAGAGGAAGAAGAUGCUGACGAUGAAGAGGAACAAUCGACAGGUUCAAUUGAAGAUAACGAUGAUGAAGUUGUUGUCAUUUCAGAGGAGGAAGAAGGGGAAAAGGCAGACAUUGAAGCUUCAAGUAUGAUGCCACAACCACAUUCUGCUGCCGAAACUGGCUGUGAUACAGAUCCGAACGAUGGGUACAAAGGUGACCACAGCGAGCAGGGGAUUAUGGAAGGUGAAUCACUAGGUAAUGUAGGGGCAACAGGCGACUCAGCUUUAGAGUUGUCGAUCGAUGAGGAGGGGUCUUCACUGCCCAAUGCAAGCAGCUACACCUAA
This is a messenger RNA of Peronospora farinosa, 1305 nucleotides long. The record is from the annotation of a GenBank genome assembly. NCBI's taxonomy places the organism in Eukaryota, Oomycota, Peronosporomycetes, Peronosporales, Peronosporaceae.